Messenger RNA from Poeciliopsis prolifica (blackstripe livebearer), 2552 nucleotides. It is a transcript of the gene hepacama, whose product is annotated as hepatic and glial cell adhesion molecule a. The transcript has 7 exons. Lineage: Eukaryota; Metazoa; Chordata; Actinopteri; Cyprinodontiformes; Poeciliidae. The record is from RefSeq and is a predicted model, not a curated record. Bases 129 to 1466 code for a protein of 445 amino acids.
CUCAGUGUGACCAGGCAGAGGCCAGCGUCGCAGGCAGGCAGUGGAGAGAGUGCUGUGCCGCAGAGACGUGCCCGGGGUGGAUAAACCAUGCUCACUGAGCGGGAGAAACACUCUGCCCAGGACACAAGAUGAAGGUAGAGAGGAAGCCCUCCUCCAAAUUCAGCAACUUCAGGGACAUUCCUCCACUGCUGACGCUCCUCAGCCUCUACCUCCUCCUCGUCCUCUUCACGGGUGAGACACUUGGCGUGAACGUGACCAGCCAGACCCAAGUGGUGAGGGGCACGGUGGGCAGAGAGGCCCUCUUGUCGGUCAGCUACUCCAGCAGCACCACUGACAAGCCUGUCAUCAAGUGGCAGGUCAAGAAGGACAAAGUAAAGCCCGUCACCAUCGUUCAGUCAAUCGGCACAGAGGUCAUCGGAAACCUGAGGCCUGAGUAUCGCCACCGAAUCCAGGUGUUCGAGAAUGGCUCCCUGCUGCUCCACAACCUGCAGCUGUCAGAUGAAGGAACGUACGCGGUUGAAAUCUCCAUUACAGACGACACGUUCACUGGAGAGCACUACAUUGAGCUGACUGUGGAUGUUCCUGUGUCAAAACCUUACAUCCAGAUGAUGGCUUCUUCCGUCCUGGAGUACAGCGAGCAUUUCCACCUCCACUGCUCCCACGAUAACGGCACAAAGCCCACAUACAGUUGGCUGAAAGGAGGGAAGGUGCUGACCAAUGACUCACGCCUUCUGCUUUCACACGACCAGAAGGUGUUGACCAUCUCACGCGUCCUGAUGUCCGAUGACGACGUCUAUGCCUGCACUGUGGAGAACCCCAUCAGCAGCAUGAAGAGCGUCCCUGUUCGGCUCACCGUCUACAGACGGAGCUCGUUAUACAUCAUCCUGUCCACCGGGGGCAUAUUCCUCCUAAUCACCCUGGUGACAGUGUGUGCUUGCUGGAAACCUUCCAAAAAGAAGCAUCGACCUGUUCCCCAAAGAGCUCCUCUCUACAUGGAGCAAAGCGAAAAUGGACAUGAUGUUGAUGUGGUGCCGAAGCCAACUACGCUUGGCCGAAGGAGCCCCAUGACUCUUUAUGUUCUCAACGAAGAUGAGACUCUGGAGCAUCUGGAAGAAUCCUCUGGCAACACUGCUGUCCAAUCAGAAAUUAAUAUCCCUGCCACCUAUGUUCCAGUCCUCCCCCCGACCACCAACAGAACUGAACGACCGAUCUGGUCCACGCCCCGCCGGUACCCCCGCAGCCCGUCUCCGCUGGCACAGCCUCUCCCUCAGCCCCUCCCCGCUCCCCUGCUACGUCCUGUCUGCUCUCCGGCUCGCUCCCCGGCGAGCUCUCCGGGGUCCUCUCCCCGCAGUUUCAGCCCGGUGAGGAGGGUCCGUCCUCCAGUGGGCAUCCCAGUCAGCCACCUGCCUGUGGAGGCAGAGUGCACAGACCCCAGCGAUCAGACUCUCAACUCCUCACAGCACUGACAGCCGUAUGGAAAAUAGUUUUCACCCUGAGAUAUGUGAAAUGCAUGUUUAGUUUGGGUCCCACGUUCUAGGUUAACAAUUUUUUCCUAGUGUUGGUAUUUAUGAUGCACUUCUUUAUGGCUAUGCAUAAAAAAAUUUAGAUCCUCUCCUAAGUACGGUUCAGUGUUCUGGUAUAUGCAGAUCUAUUUGUUUUAAUAUUGUGAGUUUUCGAAUUAGAAAAAAAUAUAAUAAAACACAAAACAAAGUCCCAGCCAUAUUUAUCAGCAUUCGUAAAAAAGCCUGAUACUGAAUUUGAAUUUUAUUGAUGCAUUUUCGUCUCGCAUUAAGUGUAAUUAUUCAGUCAGGAAAAUAAAUCCCAUGUUGCAAUAUAAUUGUUUCAAUCAAACAUAUUCAUCAGGCAUCUCUGCUGUUGGUCUCAUCUAAUGGGAUGUGAAUAGAUCAGAGCAUACAUAAAGAGGGAUAUUUAUCUCAUCCUUUUUGCACAUCACCCAGAAUCCUGAACUGUCUUUAUCACCUCAUAGAUUUUAAGUUCUCCAGAUGUUUUAUUUAAUACAUUAAAUGUGAUGCCAUUCACUCUAGUAAAGUUCUCAGGGGCUAUGGAAGAAAAACAGUCCCACACCAUCACAGAUCCUCCACCAUACAUAACAGUGGGGUGUUUUUCUACUACUUCUUUCUUCACGAUUCUCCAAGUAUAAAUAAACUCCCCAGUUAGAUUUAUUUUAGGACAGUUGUUUGAGUUGGCACUGGUGAUUUUGUCAACAAUUGCUUGUUAAGAUAUUUUCUAGCUCUGAAUAAGUACACCCAUAUCAAAGGUCAAUUAAAAAAAUAAAUCUGAGUAAGCUCUGCAGAACAAAAUAGUGUGCCACUAAAUGAGGCAUCCACACAAAAUGUAUAUAAAUCAAUAGUUUUAUGUUUUUUUUACUUAUUUGCUCUUUGUGUUGUUUAUUUUUCUUUCAAGACAUUAAACACACGUUUUAUCUUUUUUUCCCUCCACAUUAGGUCACUUUAUAACAAAUAUAAAAAGAAUAUUGUUAUAGGUUGUAUCUUCUCAUGUACUUUGUGACAAUAAAUCCCGCAGCUCCUGCA